Molecule: messenger RNA, 915 nt
Organism: Fopius arisanus
Lineage: Eukaryota; Metazoa; Arthropoda; Insecta; Hymenoptera; Braconidae
Product: calmodulin-like protein 4
Exons: 5
Coding region: 282-731 (149 amino acids)
Cellular component (GO): myosin II complex
Molecular function (GO): calcium ion binding
Source: RefSeq, a predicted model, not a curated record
ACAAUCUUUGGCCUCAUUAUGAUCACUAUUUUUUAAGUCUUUCGAAUUCUCUCAUUGAGACCAUUUUUUGGAGAUGGGCCAUGGAAAUCCUGGAAAUAGGGAAAUUCAUUGGAAAAUCCAGGGAAUCAUCAUGGAUUUCGAGGUUAACUUCAUGUUUUGGUCUAGAGGCUUUGUAGAGCUGUCUGUGGAGGGGGACAGGUGGAGAUAGGUGAGGGUGACACGUACGUUAUUUACGGAGUAGACGUGAAAAAACGUGAAACUUGAGGCUUGGGAGAGUAGAAAUGGCCAGGUACUUCAGGGAGCAGGAUAUCGAUGAGUUUCGCGAGUGCUUUUACCUGUUUGCUCGCAGUGGUCAGAUCAAGACUCUGGAUGAGCUGACUAUCAUCAUGAGGUCCUUGGGACUCAGUCCCACUAUUGCUGAGUUGAAUAAAUAUCUGAAAGAGAAGAAUGGAAAAAUGUCAUUCGCUGAUUUUCUGGAGGUGAUGCACCUCCAGACACGAGCUGAAGACCUCCCCAAGCAGGUGAUUGAGGCAUUUAGAGCUGGUGAUGCCUCGAGAAGUGGAACCAUACCAGCCAGACAAUUAGCGCACAUGCUCCUUAAUUGGGGUGAACGAUUGAGCAACAAAGAAGUUGAACAAAUAUUUCGAGAGGCCAACGUCUCCCUCAAUGGGCACGUGAAGUACGAGGACUUUGUCAAGAUCGCUUGUGCACCAGUACCUGAUUACUACUAACGACGGAACAAAAAUAUUCUUCAAUUUUUUUACCAAAAUAUUUGGGUGUAAUGCGUUGAAUUGUUAAAUUAAUUCCAAGUGCAUGGAAAAUUCAAUCAAACUUGAGAUUAUGAAUUUAUGCAGUGAUAAUCAUUUCUUUGUGCUAUGGAUUUCAAGUACCCAAUAAAAAUAGUAAUCAUGAUAA